CUUUUUGUACGCCACGGCCUCUGUUGGCCAACGACUCAAUCCUGAUGCUUUGUGUUGUUCGAAAUAAUAACGGAUCGCGACGCAACGAUAACAUAGUCGGAAAGCAGUCCCGCAUCUGUCGCGAUCCAAAUCGUGCGCGAUUUGUCGUCGUCGUGAGUGCCAAAAGUGCCAAGGUAGCAGUGUGCAACCUUAGUGUGCGGCCCGUUGUCAAGUGUGCGUCGUCGUCGUCUUCGUCGCCACCACCACCACCGCCGCCGCCGUCGCCACCGCUGCUGCUGCUGCUCGGAUCCCUCGGCCACGGACGCUGGAUUUAUCAGGCGCGGCGUCGUCUUUCCCUAGGCACGUUUCCGGACUCUUCUCGCCACCCUCCAUCGCCGACUCUCGGGACACUGGAGUCUGCUAUCGGUUGGGUUGGUGGAGCAAGUCGCGGAAUAAUUCGGCACGACGACUCCGGCUUGCCUCGCCUCUUCAGCCCGUGCCGCCCCAUCUGCUGCGAGAGGAAAACAACCCCUUUCGCCACGCCGUUAUUAGACGACCGGUGGUGAAUAGUACGCAGCUGCAAUAAACGAAAUCACCGGCCCGGAGGAAACAAUAGCCGCCGCAGCGUAGGAGGAACACGAGGAGAGAGAGAUCAGAGGAACGGAUGACCACAGUGAGCGCGCGGUCGCGCGCCAAUUAAAAAGAUAUGGAUACGGUAAUUACGAGGCCGCGCCGGCGACUAGGGACACAAGGCAAUUGGGCGCGUUAAAUGUCCCCGCGGGGAUUCACGUUCCGGUCGAGGCACUCGCGAAUCUGGGAUGGCACCGAGCAGCAGCAGCAACAGCGAUAUCGGAUCAAGUUCGCUUAACAAGCCCUGUGUCGUCGCCGUUAUCGGUCGCGCAAGUAGAUAGAUUUGAAAUCGAGUGAACCGCGGGGGACAACAACACGGCGGCAACGAAGUUAGCACGGCGAAAUAAUCCGGCGCUAUUGGAUCGCGCGCGCGCGCGUCCCGUAUAUAAUGGAAGUACGUGAGGAGGCUGGAGCACGGUAGUGGACAUUCACCGCGCUUGUCGGGCUUGUCGUCGGUUUGCGCACGUUGCGACGAAGAAAUUGGAUUCGCAAUAUCGGGAUCCGACCGAGACGACGACGACGCUGUGUUCCGUGCGCAAGGCCGUAACGACAGUUCAUCAUCAGAGAGAGAGAGAGAGAGAGAGAGAGAGAGAGAGAGAGAGAGAGAGAGAGAG
This is a messenger RNA of Odontomachus brunneus, 1223 nucleotides long. RefSeq lists its product as uncharacterized. Lineage: Eukaryota; Metazoa; Arthropoda; Insecta; Hymenoptera; Formicidae. The record is from RefSeq and is a predicted model, not a curated record. Bases 45 to 545 code for a protein of 166 amino acids. The transcript has 4 exons.